CCUUAACAAUCUUCCAUAGCCUUAGCUUUCUCCAGGUCUGAUCAUUCUUUUGCAUUUUCCACCCAUAAGCUAAAAUUAUGUCCAAGGCUAAGGUGACCUUAGGGUUGGAAAUCACCCCUGCGGUGGCCAAGAUCAAUGGCCGCCCUGUUCUUCAACCUACUUGUAACCGUGUUCCUAGCCUAGACCGCCGCAAUUCACUCAAAAAAGUGUCACCAAAGUCACCUCCACCAUCUCCUCCUCCACUACCAUCACCACCAAAGGCCUCCUUGACAACACCUCCUAUAUCACCCAAGUCUAAGUCCCCCAGGCCACCUGCUAUCAAGCGGGGGAGUGACAUCAAUGGGCUCAAUUCUAGUUCCGAGAAGGUUGUCAGUCCUACAAAUAGUGUCCCGAAGACCUUGGACAGGAAGAAAUCAAAAAGUUUCAGGGAAGGUGAGGCAUCAUUGAGCUAUCCUUCUUCUUUGAUCCUAGAGGCUCCAGGUAGUAUAGCCGCGGUGAGGAGGGAACAAAUGGCACUUCAACAGGCUGAAAGAAAGUUGAGAAUUGCACAUUAUGGAAGAUCAAAGUCUGCCAAGUUUGAAGUGAAGAUUGUUCCUCUAGAGACCUCAACUUUACCAGAAACAGAGUCAAUUGAGGAGAAGAAGAGGUGCAGCUUUAUCACACCCAAUUCAGAUCCUAUUUAUGUUGCUUAUCAUGAUGAGGAAUGGGGGGUUCCGGUCCAUGAUGACAAGAUGCUGUUUGAGUUGCUAGUUUUAAGUGGUGCUCAAGUUGGAUCAGAUUGGACUUCAAUCUUGAAGAAAAGACAAGAUUUCAGGGAUGCUUUUUCAGGGUUUGAUGCAAAAGCUGUAGCCAAUUUCACAGAUAAACAGAUGAUGGCAAUUAGCUCAGAUUAUGGGAUUGAAAUAAGCCGAGUCCGGGGUGUUGUCGACAACUCUAACCGAAUCCUCAAGGUUAAGGAGGAAUUGGGGUCAUUUGAGAGGUACAUUUGGGGGUUUGUGAAUCACAAGCCAAUCUCUACCCAAUACAAAUUUGGCCACAAGAUCCCAGUCAAGACCUCAAAAUCAGAGUCCAUAAGCAAGGACAUGGUGAGGAGGGGAUUCCGGUUUGUUGGACCAACCGUGGUCCAUUCCUUCAUGCAAGCCGCCGGUCUAACCAACGACCACCUCACCACGUGCCACAGGCACCUCCCCACGUGCCACAGGCACCUCCAGUGCACCUUACUAGCCAGCCAUAACCAAGCAGGAGCUUAACUAUAGAAUGAUUUGACCUUCAAGGAACAAAAUAACAGACCAAAAGUGCAUAUAUAUGAGAUCAUUUUCUAGCUAAUUAAUGCUUUUACUUUCCAUGGCUUUGUAUAAUAUAUAGGUAGGGGAAAGAAAGAAAAACUCGAUAAAAAAAAAAUUGAUAAAAGAUAAAGGGCUUUCGUGACUCGGGUUUUAAUGAUAGCAGUGAUUUGAGUGUGUUGAAGUUGAUUAGAGAGGAGAUGGUGCUGUGGAGGAGGAAACAGAUUGCAUGUGCUAAUGUGAGGCAAUGUCAUGUGUUGGUUGUCAGUUUGCUUUUUCAUUCCAUGUGACGAUCACACUUUGCAUUAUUAUUUGGGGCAUUCCUUUUAACAGGCUGUAUGCCUCAGUAGGACCAGGCCCACAUACCAUCUGUCUUUUUUGUUUGGGUUUGCGUAGUCUUUUUCUAAUCUUUGGGGAUAUAUUAAUAUCCCAAGUCAUUGUGGCUUUUGGGUGUGAGACUUUUUAAGUGCUUCCAUGUGUUGUGCUUCUCCUAAUGCUUGCUUGGUAAAAUACACUUUGACAAGAUAAGUAUCUUAUUCUUCACCAUGUGCAUUGCAUGUGCAAACUUCCUUCUCAAAUAAACAUUCUUCUCAAAGUAAAAAUGAUAUGCAGCAACCAGAAGAAAAGCGCAGAAAAGCUCUUCAUCAAGCCAUCAACAUUUUCCUUGCACACUAACACUGUAAAUCUUGCAACACAAGUAGAACAAAGAAUGGUGUAUAUC
Messenger RNA from Rubroshorea leprosula, 2004 nucleotides. NCBI's taxonomy places the organism in Eukaryota, Viridiplantae, Streptophyta, Magnoliopsida, Malvales, Dipterocarpaceae. The record is from the annotation of a GenBank genome assembly.